AUGGAGAUAAUACAGAAUCUGCAUCAAUAUGUUCCAGUCAAGAGGCUCUCCGUGUAUGAACAAAUUAAUUCCAUUCUUCUUCUUUAUAUGACGAAGAACGUUAAAUCCACAACUUCUCCAUUAUGGCGGCAACUAUCUGCAAGCUCCGAGCUAUUGAAGACUAUGGAAGAAUUGUCUCUGGUUUUAAUGUUAUCAAUCUACUUAACGAACUCACAGAAGGUAGAUAUACAGGUGUUAGCUGAUCUCCUUAUACACGUGGCAUCUGGACAAGAUCACUUGAAUUCUAUGAUACAGUAUUUGGAGCUAGAGAACCUCACUGAGAAAGUCAAAGUGAAUGAGAAUGUAGGCUUAACUUUUAACAACACCAAUGUACUCCAUCUCAACGAGAAUGAAACAAUCGACACCGUUAUACACUGGGCAAACCACUAUCUAAUGUACGCCGAAACGUCUUUAGAAGAUUUAAAAGCGGUGCAACAAGCACUCUGGGCCGUUGUCCGAGCGUCAGCGAGUCACGAGGUUUGGUCAGCGAGGCGAACGCUCGGUAUCGGAGUUGCGGUUCUGAUUAUCGUACUGCUGGCAUCACCUAUACUCAUACUGCUGUUGAGGCAUACGAUUUGGACCAUUCAGGAUCAUGUGCCAGCCUCAUCUGCACCUUGCUGGUUGACAGGCUCUGGUGAUUGA
Molecule: messenger RNA, 681 nt
Organism: Parnassius apollo (apollo)
Lineage: Eukaryota; Metazoa; Arthropoda; Insecta; Lepidoptera; Papilionidae
Source: the annotation of a GenBank genome assembly